Messenger RNA from Acipenser ruthenus (sterlet), 6631 nucleotides. RefSeq names its product solute carrier family 2, facilitated glucose transporter member 5-like. Gene Ontology annotation, molecular function: hexose transmembrane transporter activity. Gene Ontology annotation, biological process: monosaccharide transmembrane transport. Gene Ontology annotation, cellular component: membrane. Lineage: Eukaryota; Metazoa; Chordata; Actinopteri; Acipenseriformes; Acipenseridae. The record is from RefSeq and is a predicted model, not a curated record.
CUCUGGAAAAGUGAUGACGGUGCACAAGUCCCCCGUGUACAGUAAUCUUCCCCGUGACUUACGUUAGAGCAGGUUGUAAUGAAAAUAACCCAGUUAUUUAAACUGCAUUUCAUCCUGUAAGUCACUUAGUUGAGAAAAACUUGCAGUGCAUUAGAAAGGCAUAAUCUGGUGGCUCCUUCUGGAUUUUGGCAGCAUUUUCACAGCACAAGUUAAAGGGUAAAACACUUCAAUUUGCAUUUGAAUGUAAAUCAUAAAUCUAAUUGCUCAGAGUGUUUUCGGACUUUCCGUAAAGCUCUUUUCAGUCUCCGUCUGCUCUGCAGUAUAGUGUCAUGUGACUUUUUGUUGAAUGAGGGAAUCGGCAAAGACUGCAGGAGAGUGCAAGGUUAUGUUGCUGUGGUUUUUUUUUUGCUAAAUUCAAACAUUGUAAAAAUCAAACGAGCAAAACACAUUAACAUAGCAUUUACACCAAAAACACAAAAUGUAUUCCAUGCUACAGUUAGGCAGGGCUAUCAGCUUUUGCUGAAAUGCAGCAUGUUUCUUUGCAUUAUAAAUGCAACAAUGACAUUUGAUAAGCAGGCGUGCCUCUUUGGAGGUCUGUACAGUGCAUCCUCACUAGGCUGUCUGUUCUGUAAGGUAUGUGGCAGUAGUGUCUUUUUUACAAUUAGCUAGUCUGUAUGUCUUCUGUUUCCCAGGGGCAGCCAGUUCAAAUCUAGUCAACGACUCACGGUGGCAUCCUAGUACAGUUCAAUCCCAGUGGUUUAUAUCCUCCCAUCUAUCAAGUGGUUUGCUUACUGAAUGACAAAUAGAUUUUUGAUUUUAAAGGGGCAGUCUGGGAGAAGAAGGAGUAAUCAAUAAAGGUCUUAAUUAAAAAUGUUCAUCAGCGAUGUUAUUGAGAAUCCACAGCACUGGCUGGGUAGAAGUACAAGUGUGUGUUUCAGGUUGGUGCAGAUAUAAUGUUUUUGAGUUUGUCGUGCCGGGAGGGGGUCACUGUUCAGUUAUCUUGAAAUGUUGUUAUACUUGAGUGAAAACUGGAUUAUUUGGUCAGUGUUGCUUCCAAGUUUUUAGCUAAACAGCAAACCUUACUUCAGAACUGACAGAGAAAGUGAACUUUACUGAAUAACUGUGUAGAUUGGGGUUGUGUCUAGAAUCUAUAGUAUUUCCCUUUUCAAUUAUUGCUAGGAUUGAAUGAGGUUUAUUUAUUUAUUUAUUUAUUUAUUUAUUUAUUUAUUUAUUUCUGAAAACCUUUCUGCUGUUGACUCCAGAGUGUGUGUGUGUUUCUUUCUUUUUUUUCUCUCCGAUUCCAGAUCCUCUUCUAGAAAUACAUUUCUUGUUUUUCGAGUUGCCAUUUCCCUUUUUAUUCACCAGGAGGCCCACAAGAUGGCACACAAUCAUUGCAAGAGGAGAACGACAGACUUUCCCCAGCAGAGCAAAGGCCCUGUGAUAUCUGGUCAAGCCAGCUGUGCUUCAGAAAACUGAUGUUGUUAUUUCAACAGCCGGGCAAAUGCUAGGGCUUCCCUUUUAAAGAAUGCUUUCUUUCUAUGACCCCCACUCUUUGUACAGGAGGCCGUUGCAGCCGGCCCAGGCAGCUUGUUUUGUUACAUUGGAAUAAAGACAAGGUUCGUUUGUGAAGACUCCGGUACCACCACAAAAGCAGUUUACGAAUAAGUGUUACGUUUUUAAAAAUGAAUUUAUGUUAUGGUUCCUCUUUUAUAUGCAGAGAUUUACAGUUGUUUUUUUUUUUUUCCUCUAAUUCAGGGUUUGCAAAUAUAUUUUAAAUAAAACGCUAUUGAAAAACUACUGCAUCCUGGAAAAUGUUUUAUUUAACCACAACACAUGAAGUGCUUAGCAACUAGGAAGCAGCAGAACCUUUGUAUUGUCUGCAGUAUCUGCAUAUUCCAGACUACAAACUACAUGGGAUCUUCAAUACAAGAAAGGGUGUUUAGCACUCAGAAUAAAUAUAUUUUGGAGAUAGUGUAUUCAUUCAUUCAUUCAUUCAUUCAUUCAUUCAUUCAUACAUACACACAUGUACUGAUUAUCAUGUUUCAUGCAUGCAUGUUCAAUGCAAUGCAGUUUUUACAAUGAUGUAAAGCUGAGAAAAGAGGACAUUUCUAUAUACUAGUAGAAACAGCAGGAGAGAAGGGUGCUCUUUUUUGAGGAUCUGUGCUAAUUCUGUUUUAAAAGACCUAUAUCUCGGGAGCUAAUUAAAGAUUAAACAGACUAUCUUUUGAAAGCGGCUCUGGGUAUAUUCACUCCUCUUUGAAGCGAGCCAGGCUUUUAUUAUUGUAAUGUUUUAAUGCCAAAAGGCAGAGAGAGAGGGAAGGGUAUCUUUUUAACUUGGUUUGGAUUUUAAAUGCAUUGCUCCAGUUUUCUAAAAGCAGCAAUACUCACGACACUUGAAUGUUUUGAAAAUGAAUACACCCUACUUUGAUUCAAACCUGAUCUUCUUAAUUAUACUUCAGUACCUGUGUUGCAGGGAUGGAAAUAAGACUCCUAUUGCAUAGCUGUUCCACCCAUUCCAGGUUUUAAUAUGUGCUCUGAUGUGUGUUAGUAAACUCCUAGGAAAACCAGGAAUGGAUCACGCUGCUAUGCAAUGGGAGUCUUAUUUGCUUCCCUGCAUUGUACAUGUUUAAUAAUUGGUGAUUUAAAGCAGCAUAUCUCUUUUUUGGCAUACUUUUACAAUGUAAGAUUUGUUUUUACAUUCAUAAUCCGAUAUGUAAGGCACAUAUUAUCAUGUUAGAUAUAAUGUAAUGUUGUUUUUGUCUGUGAUUGACUGACAGGUGAAGACCCAGCAAGGUGUUUGCAGCCUGGCAGAAACCUGAUUGAUCCAUAUAGAUGAUGAGCUUCCUGGACUCUGCAUCAGUUUAUAGUGAAGAGCAGUGUACACACACGUCAAGGUCUUCUUGUAGCAUUCAGCCUAACAAAACAUUGAAUUAGCUGCUGUUGCAGUCGGUUUCACAGCACCAUGCAGUCACACUGCUGUACGAUACAUCUAGCAGCAGCUAUGCUGGUGCUGAAAGACAAAUACAGUGUAUUAACAUAUUUAUCUCAUUCCAGGAGAGCACAGAAAAUCAAAUGGACAUCUCAAGGACACCAUGCUGUUUACAUUUUCCGAAAAAAAAAAAAAAGUGAUGUUAUUGGGUAUCGGUAGAGUCCUUGGCUCAAUAGAUCCUAGAUACUCACGUUUCUCUUUUAUAGGAAAUGUAGUCUUCUAGUUAAAUUGUUGUUUUCUUAAUAUUUUAAGGUAUUUUGUUUUCGUAUUUUUUUUUUCGUAUUGCAUUUUGGAAUUUUGUGCAUAGUUACUAUUUGAGUAAAAUGUUAAAAUAUGUAUCGCUCACAUUUUAGUAAACAAAAAUCAAAUAUCACUCCAGUUUAGUGUACUCUUUUCACUUGUGGAGUUUGUGUUUCACUCACUGUUUGGAUUCUAAACUGUUGUUACACGAAUAUUUGAUAAGUAUUUAUUGACUGGGCAAAUAAAGUUACUGCUCAAAAGCUAGCACUUGUUCUGCGCUGACACUUGUCAGCUGUACAUCCAUUGUGCUGGCAGGGAAUUUCAUUUGCAUAACCAUAUCGAUUUAAUCACUUCAUCCUAAAAUAAACUCCAGCAGCCUGGAUAUGAAACUUGCACUUGCAUUUACUUAAAGCUACAGUGUCCCACAACCUUGGUCAAUUUUAGAACGAAAUGCUGCUUUCCCCUGUAGUUGAUAAAACACGGAUCUUGUUGAUAGUGUAAUUUGCCCUAGAGCUGUCACUAAUGCAUGCUCCUACUAUCAUUUCUGGCAGCAGGAUGAUUAAAAUAAUCUCAAACUCUGCUAGGAUUAAAAGGACCGCCUAUUUGAAUGGCAGACCAGCCAGAGCAUCGCAGAUUUGUCAAAAUGAAUACGUUUUAAUAAGAUUCAUAACAGAUUCAUUAUCGAGUCUCCUGGUAAACAGAUCCCAGCAGCACCUCAAUGUUCUUGAUUUGUUUAAGGAGGCUGUGUGGUCCAGUGGUUAAAGAAAGGGGCUUGUAACCAGGAGGUCCCUGGUUCAAAUCCCACCUCAGCCCCUGACUCAUUGUGUGACCCUGAGCAAGUCACAUAACCUCCUUGUGCUCCGUCUUUCGGGUGAAACGUAAUUGUAAGUGACUUUGCAGCUGAUGCAUAGUUCACACACCCUAGUCUCUGUAAGUCGCCUUGGAUAAAGGCGUCUGCUAAAUAAACAAAUAAUAAUAAAUAGAUAGUGAUUGCAGUUUUCACCUUGGAGUGGAAAACUCAGCCCCUGGGGAUAAAUAAGUAACCUCCAGUGAACAAGAGUAGCAUUAAACAUCGCUGCCCAGUCUGUCACUUUUCCAGCCCUCGGGGCUACAGAUUUCCAUUGUAAGCCUCAACUCCAGUCAAUAUUUGUGUAAUAACACCCACUGUGCUGGUAUGAUGAACAUUGCAUAAAACCUUCUAAUAACUCUGAAGCCAGGGAGAAGAGAGCUGUAAUAAUUGCAUUGUGGGCAAUCAAGGCUGCUCUGUAUUCAGAGAUCAAUGCAGAAUGGUGUUACUAAUGGAUAAUCUUAUGUGCAAAUUACAAAGCCAAUAUGUUAUUACCAAAUGCCUAUGCCCAGAAUUGAUAUAUAUAUAUAUAUAGUUAUCAGUAUAGGAAGGCUGAUGGCCUUGUGAUACUGCAUUUUUAUUUUUUUGCUAUGAGUAAGCAUAGCAGGUUUAUACUGUAGAAGAAAAUAACUAGAAAAGAGGGGUUACAUCAUACAAUUCUUCAAAGCAUUAUUGCAUUAUUAAUUAAGAAAACAAGGUUUGAUAAAUAUGAAAUCUUUUUCAAGGGUAUCUAGUAAAUAAUUAUCUAAGUUAUCACUGAUGUCAUAUUAUUGACAACAGACAAAGAAGCAUUAAAUAUUCUUUCAGUGCUGAUUAAGUGUUCAAAGUGCGCAAGGUAAGCCUUUGACUUUAGUGGAGUCCAGGCAGAUUGCAUCUGCAAAUACAGACAUCUAACAUGGAAGAAAUAGACAUCUCGGACAAAGCAGGCGAAAGGAAAGGGAAGCUGACUCUUGUCCUUGCGUUGGCCGUUCUGAUUUCCACGUUUGGAUCUUCCUUCCAGUAUGGAUACAAUGUUGCUGUUGUCAACUCGCCAGCUCCGGUUAUGCAGGAGUUUUACAACCAGACAUACUAUGAACGCUAUGGAAACCCCAUUGAAGACAGCUACCUGACCUUGCUGUGGUCUCUGUCUGUGUCCAUGUUUCCAUUAGGGGGAUUCUUCGGAUCACUAAUGGUAGCUCCGCUGGUCAAUAAAUUAGGAAGGAAGGGCACCUUGCUGUUUAAUAACAUCUUUUCAAUCGUUCCUGCUGUUCUGAUGGGAGCAAGUGAGGCAGCAAAGUCUUACGAAAUCAUUAUUGCCGCGCGCUUUCUCGUAGGAAUCUGUGCAGGCCUGUCCUCCAAUGUGGUUCCCAUGUACCUGGGUGAGAUCUCCCCAAAGAACCUGCGGGGCGCCAUCGGCAUUGUGCCCCAGCUCUUCAUUACCAUCGGCAUCCUGGUGGCUCAGAUAUUUGGGAUUAGGAGCAUUUUGGGCAACACCAGAGGCUGGACUCUAAUGCUCGCUCUCACUGGCAUUCCUGCGGUUAUAGAACUCGUUUUCUUGCCCUUUUUCCCCGAGAGUCCAAGAUACAUGCUGAUCCAGAAAGGCGAUGAGGAAAAGGCAAGAAAAGCCUUACAGAGACUGAGAGGCUGGGAGGACGUGGACAGUGAAAUGGAGGAGAUGCGUCUGGAGGAGCAGUCAGAGAAGGCUGAAGGACGCCUGUCAGUUCUGAACCUCUGCUCCUUCCCGUCCCUGCGCUGGCAGCUCAUUUCAAUCACUGUGAUGAACAUGGGACAGCAGCUGUCUGGGGUCAAUGCUAUCUAUUACUAUGCUGAUAGCAUUUAUGGAUCCGCUGGUGUGAAGGAGAGUGAUGUCCAAUAUGUCACAGUGGGAACAGGUUCAGUAAAUGUAUUCAUGACUAUAGCAGCUGUCUUCAUUGUGGAAGCGUCAGGAAGGAAGCUCCUCCUCCUGAUUGGCUUUGGGAUUUGUGGCGCUGCCUGUGUGGUCCUGACUAUCGCUCUCACGCUCCAGGGUGAUGCUGAGUGGAUGCCUUACCUGAGCAUUGCUUGUGUAAUUGUUUAUAUUAUUGGACAUGCAAUAGGACCCAGUCCAAUCCCAUAUGUGGUGACCACUGAGAUGUUCCGCCAGUCUUCCAGACCAGCUGCGUUCAUGGUGGCCGGCUCAGUGCACUGGCUCUCUAACUUCACUGUGGGCCUGGUCUUCCCCUUCAUGGAGAAGGGGCUCGGCACCUUCAGUUUUAUCAUAUUCGGUGCCAUCUGCUUGGCAACGUUGGGCUACAUCUUUAUCGUUGUUCCGGAAACCAAAAACAAAACCUUCCUGGAAGUCAGCCAGUUGCUUGCCAAGAGGAACAAAACUGAAAUUGCUGUUGGGUCCGGGAGCUCCACUGUUAAUGACCUGAAACCAAUGAACAGCAAGACGGACACAAAGGAGGGGGCCGUGGACAUGGCCCGCAGACUCUAGUGCGAGACUAGCAGUUUGGGUCAGUCUUUCAGGCUCUGAAUGAUUUCAUGGUUGAGUUUGAUACACCAGAAUAAAAAAACAAACAACUAGAUACAACAAG